This is a messenger RNA of Mucor velutinosus, 666 nucleotides long. RefSeq names its product tunicamycin resistance protein (gene ALG7). Bases 1 to 666 code for a protein of 221 amino acids. The record is from RefSeq and is a predicted model, not a curated record. Lineage: Eukaryota; Fungi; Mucoromycota; Mucoromycetes; Mucorales; Mucoraceae. The transcript has a single exon.
AUGAGAACUCGUGCCUUUUUGACAAGGAAAGCUAUUGAAUAUAGAAACAAAGGCAUCCCUCUUGUAUCAAAUUACGAGCCUUCUCCUUCUGACCAACAUCUCAAUUCAAUGGUAUUUUCGGGUACUGAUAACGGGCUGGCUGUAAUGACAGAAACUAUUGGCAUGAAUCUGAACAAAUACAAAUAUCACUUGUCACUGCAUAAUAGAUUCUCUCUUCUCACCCAUCUCAAUGCUGAUGAAGGCAAUUUGUCUGAUAGUACUGGUACUGCUGCUGGUAACGAUGGCAAUGGCGUUGAUCAAGUUAUUACGAACGAUGCUAUUGACAAGGAUGAAAUUCGUGAUGGCAGUGUUAAAUGCGAUGGAAAUCUCAAUGGUGAUGAUGACGACGCCGGCGCUACUGCCAAUGAUCGUGGUCAGACAACAACAUUUGAGCCUCUGCCAGAGUCAUACAAGAUGCGUGCUGAAGAUGUCGACUUUGGUUCUGGCCAAUUUAUGAGGCGAAAGAUCACUUUGAAAGACAAGAAAACAACAGAAGAAGGAAAGAAGGUUCAAGAGAUUGAGCAGCAAUUGCCGAGAUCCAGUGUGUUCAGAGUUAAAGAGGUAGAGGAUGUCGUGUCAAAUCUUGGUGCACACAGAAGCAAUGGCCAAGCAUUGCGAGCGUUCUAA